This is a messenger RNA of Cotesia glomerata, 2638 nucleotides long. Its product is annotated as excitatory amino acid transporter-like. The coding region runs from base 454 to 2049 and encodes 531 amino acids. NCBI's taxonomy places the organism in Eukaryota, Metazoa, Arthropoda, Insecta, Hymenoptera, Braconidae. Gene Ontology annotation, cellular component: plasma membrane. Gene Ontology annotation, molecular function: L-glutamate transmembrane transporter activity; glutamate:sodium symporter activity; neutral L-amino acid transmembrane transporter activity. The record is from RefSeq and is a predicted model, not a curated record. Gene Ontology annotation, biological process: L-glutamate transmembrane transport. The transcript is spliced from 10 exons.
CUGUUCAUUUUUAUUGCUGUAAGAGACGACACCCAGCCAUCUGAUUGAUGGCAUAAUUCAAUAAAUGACGUUUUCCUGUGAGUCCCUUCUCUACGACGAUGACCCCCUCGUAAAAUCCCGGCCCCUUUGCUCUGCAAGCUUCGCGUCAUCAGCAUCCUGGAUGAACCACUUUAGCUGACUGAUUGAACAUCCAAACGACACGAUAAACUUUUUUGUCUCAGCUUAGGUACUUUAAGUAUUAAGUGUUAUCUCAGAUAAGCUAAUUAUAUUCUUAAUUAAAAGUUACCUUAAGUCUUUAGUUUUUUAUUGAGUUUUGUUGGAAUUGCAUCGGUAUCAGACAUGAGAUGUGAUUCUGUUAAAACUGGUCUAAAAUGUUCGUUAUUUUUGUGCGAUAACAAAAAAACGUGUCGAUUUUUCUUCUAAAAAGAUAAAAAAUAAAAUUGAAAACAAAAAAUGUCUUUGAAGCAAAGAAUUACUGGAGCAGUUGCUGUUUUACGAGGUGCACCUAUUCCAGAACCGCAACAAAAUGUUGAAGCAGGAGAGAAAGAAAAAAAUCCUGAUUCGGAUGAGCCAAAGUCCAAUAAAUACCAAGCAUUAAAAAAAUGGUUUUCAAUGAAUUUAUUGCUGGUGCUGACAGUAAUUGGAGUUUUUAGUGGACUGGGACUGGGAUUUCUCGGUCGUCUAGCCAAUUUAUCACCAGACACAAUAAUGCUUGUAAAUUACCCCGGAGAAAUCUUGAUGCGUCUGCUAAAAAUGUUCAUUUUGCCACUGAUUAUCUCUUCAUUAAUUACUGGAAUGGCUCACAUGGAUCCUAGGAGUUCUGGACGAAUGGGCUACAGAGCGCUGACUUAUUACACAGUGACGACAUUAUUAGCAGCUAUAGUUGGUAUCGCAGUGGUCCUUGCAAUUCAUCCUGGAGACCCGCUGAUCAAAAAUUCCGUAUCGACAACCUCUGCUUUUUCAGAUGCUUCUAAAGUUUCAACUCUAGACGCUCUUUUAGAUAUUGGACGAAACAUGGUCCCAGAAAAUUUAAUCCAAGCGAGUUUCCAACAAGCCCAGACUACGUAUGUAAAAAAACCAGUGAUCGUAGUCUUCGGUCGAACGAACAACAGCGAAACUGUAAUCGAACGGACACUAAUUUACAAAGACGGUACCAAUGUGUUGGGGAUGAUUGUCUUCUGCAUAACUUUUGGUGUCUUAGUUGGCCAACUGGGGCCCAAAGCCCAGAUUAUGGUUGACUUUUUCGGCGCGCUAAAUGAGAUAAUCAUGAAGAUCGUUCAUCUUGUCAUAAUCUGGUACUCGCCUUUCGGAAUAAUGUGUCUGAUAGCCGGCAAAGUGAUGUCUAUAGACAACAUAGUAUCCACUGCCCAAAUGCUGGGAUUUUACAUGAUCACUGUCGCGAUCGGUUUGUCAAUCCACGGUCUCAUUACUCUGCCGCUAAUUUUCUGGGUCAUUACAAGAAGAAAUCCAGCGACUUACUUCAAGGGAAUGAUCCAAGCUUGGAUUACUGCUGCCGCGACUGCUUCUAGUGCAGCUGCAUUGCCAAUAACAUUCAGAUGUUUGGAAGAAAAUAAUAAAAUAGACGCUCGCGUUACACGAUUCGUUGUUUCCGUGGGAGCUACCGUAAACAUGGACGGUACGGCAUUGUACGAAGCGAUUGCUGCUAUUUUUAUUGCCCAGUUGAACGGAAUUUCUCUGAGUUUUGGCGACAUUAUCACCGUUAGUUUCACCGCUACGCUGGCGAGUGUUGGAGCUGCUAGUAUUCCAAGUUCUGCUCUGGUGACCAUGUUGUUGGUAUUAGGAGCACUUGGACUCCCGACUAAUGAUGUUUCUCUUCUAUUUGCUGUCGAUUGGUUGCUAGACCGACUGAGGACCUCGGUAAAUGUCCUCGGAGACGGAUUUGGCGCGGGGAUAGUUUAUCAUUUGAGCAAAGACGAGCUUGAUCUAGUGGACCAGGCUAAAAAAAUAGAUACCAUAGAAUUAGGCGACCCGGAAGCUGAAAAUUCAAGUGCAAAUCAAGUAGCUGAAGUUUCAGAAACUAAAAUUUAAAUAAAAAAAAAUUUUUGGAAUAUUUUUUUAUAAAUUGUCACUAAAAAAGCUGCCGUGACUUAUUCAAACAUUUAGAUAUUUAUUAACUGUAUUACAUGCAUGCCAAGUACAAAGCUUCAAAUUGAACAUUAAAUUAAAUUUGUCAUAUUGACGUGUUUGGUUCAUUUUCUUUGAUAAUAAAUUAAUAAUUAAAUUACAAACAUAUUAACUGUAAAUUUGAUGUAUUAUAAUGAAAAUAAUUAAUAAUUUUAUAAUUAUUAAAGAAUUAACUAAUAAAUAGUAUGUUAUUCAAUAGUUUUUAAAUAUAUUAUUUUCUUAUACAUCAACAUCGAUAAUUCAAAAUGUGAAAAAGUGUAAAGUCACUCAUAAUAACAUCGUUAUAAGUGCGAUUUAUUUACAAAAUUUAUCUAGGGUUUAAUAGACGUGGACCAUGCCGUACAGGAAUCUGUUUAAAUAAUUUUAAUUAAGGAAAAUAAUUUUUAAUUAAUAAGAUAAAAAAAUAAUUAUAAUGAAUAAAUAAAUAUUAGAAAGGAUACGUCCAGAAUAAAAUGUACGUCUGCAGAUGAUAAUAAAUUUGUUAAGGAAAAUA